Ectocarpus siliculosus is the source of this 2479-nucleotide messenger RNA. The record is from the annotation of a GenBank genome assembly. NCBI's taxonomy places the organism in Eukaryota, Phaeophyceae, Ectocarpales, Ectocarpaceae.
AUGAAGGACGAGAACAAAUUGGUGACGCAGCAAAAAGAGCUACUUUCGGGCGAACAGCCCGAGCUGAGUGGUCAUUCUCCUGCAACGGAGCCGCCUAUCCCCGCUACCGAUGCAUCAUCAUCAUCGCGAUUGGCGAUCAGCAAUAAACCGCGGGUAGAUGCCGAGACGCUCGCCAUCCACGCCGCCGUCGCCGCCGGAGACGUCUCCUCGGUAGAGGCUUACAUCGCCCGAAACGCCGACAAGAUUCUCAAGUUCAGGAGACCGAGUGCGACGGCAACAACAGCGCUGGUGCCGCCUACCUCCGGCAUCGCCGCGUUGCUCGUUGACCCAGCUGCGCCGAAGAGCGACGCGGACAGCGGCGGCGUGUCGCCCCUGGAGGUGGUGAACCUGCGAGGCAGAACGCCGCUGCACACGGCGUGCGUUGGGGGCCACAUCCGGGUGGUUGAGGUCCUCCUAGCUGCGGGGGCUGACGCGAACGCUUUCGACAACGCCGGGUUCUCCCCUCUACACCGGUGCGCUCAGUCCAGUGACCUACACUCCGCACGAGCCCUAUUAGACCGCAACAAAGGGAGUGGUGGUCGAGGAGGCACCUCUCCUGCCGCUGGAGAUGCCUCUGCCGUUGCUUGCGCGAACUCCGACGUCGAUGUCCCUACGAGAAGAGGCGACUACCGAGCAAUCCACCUCGCCUGCUACGCGGGGUCGGCCGACAUGGUCAGCCUCUUGGCCCGGAGGGGCGCCGACGUAUCAGCCGGCGACAAGUGGGGGGCGUCUCCGCUGCACCGGGCGUGCCUCGAGGGGCAUCUGGAGGCCUCGCGCGCUGUUCUCGAUGCGGGGGCCGAGGUAGACUCUAGAGACAGCUGGAAGACCACGCCGUUGCAUCGCGCGUGCCACAGCGGACAUGCGGACAUCGUGGACCUCCUUCUGCGGAGAGGAGCGGCCACGUCAGCAAAGGACGACAUUUUGCAACGUCCUGGACAGAGCUUUGACAAUGACGUUCCGAGCGAACGGCGGCAGGUGAUCGCCGCCCUGCUGAAGGAAAGCGAGAAGGCUCGCAGCACUUCCAACGGUAUUGGUGCCGUCGGAAACACGCCAUGGCCGGGCGCCGGCGCUUGGAGCCGAGCUCGAAACAACACCGACCCAAUCCAAGGCAAGGAGCGAAGCCCGAGUCGUUACAUCCCGCCGGCUGCCCGGGCCGCAGCGGCAGCGGCGGCAGCGGCGGCAGCGGCGGAGGAAGAGGCGGCGGCGGCGGCGGCGGCGUCCGGGCCUUCCGAUAGCGCCGGCGGGGGGGAUCGCGACACCCCCGCGUUAAAGACUACCACCAGCGCGGUCCAGCCUUGGCGCAGAAAAACGUCGACCUGGACGGGACUCUCCGAGGACCGAGGCCCUGACGUGGAUAUUGAUGGAGUUGGUCGUUCGGAUGGCAUUUCCGCCGCAGCGUCCGUCGGGAGGGAAGGCGGGGAGGGCCAUGGAAAAUUCGGAGACGGUUCUGCGCAAGCGGGGAGUGGGCCAGGACACGAGGAGGAGGAGGAAGAGGAAGAUGACGAGGAUUUCGAUAACGAAAUCUUUGAGCUAGAGGUGGUUGGGGUUAGGGACGGGGCGGGGUCGGAAACUGGGCUGAGUGAUUGUCAUCCUACCACCGACUGGGGGCUUCGUUCAUUUGACGGUGCCCCAAAGACGGCCUUCCCAAGCUACCACAAUUGAGAGACCCCACCGGUGUGGUUUGAUGCGCCGGAGCCUCUCUCGGACUGCCGGACAGAAUUUUGGGUUCGACUUAGGCCGAUAUCUGUGGCUCCACCAAAUCGGGACAUGUUUUGCGGCAUCGAUUGGACGAGAGUGCCGGCGGGCGCUAGCUGGACAUGUUGACGCAUGGUGUGGUUUGUUUUUGGUGCAAUCUCAGUGCUGCACGAUCGCCGUACGCUUCUCGGCGGACGUAUCGAAGUACCGGGGGCACAAACAAUUUUGACUAUGCUGAGAAACUCUGGCCAAUCCGUACGCAGAGGCUCGUUCGGUUCGGCUACAACGUAUUUGCUUGAUUGUGGUGGGGGCUAUCUUUGCCCUCCCGCUGUACACGCGGUAUCAUGGCGUUAGAGCCGCAGCCAUUAGGCAGCUGCUUGCGCUGUUUCGUGCCGCGUAGAUACGAAGACCCUUUGCCGUUGUUUUACUGUAAUGAUGGGCCUCCAGGGAGAGAAAAGCGCAUUUGCUUGCGUAUUAGCGUGUUCGUGUUUGCCGAGGCAACCGGACCGAACUGUGUGGAGGGGGCGGUUGCGUGACCAUCGCAUUUGCUUGCUCCACCUCCGUUGAGCCUCCCUCUUCCUUGCAAGGUGUGGUGUGAUAUACCGCUGUCAGUUUCGGGGUGCAGCGGUAUCGCCGUCAAUGUGCGUGAUGUGAUUCGUGGCGUGGAUGGAGCUUUGUGUUGUUUGCCGUGCCGUCUGUUACAGACCCUGUGCUGUGCAAUGUAUAAUGCGAAUGUGGUGCGGUU